AGAAAGAUUAUUGCAGUUUCGGUUUUGAGAGUCACCAGAGUGAGCAAAUUCCUCAAUUUUCAGGAGUGUUUGUGGAGGUUACUUAUCAGGCAACUCCAGAUUUAAAGGUACAGUGAUGGAUCCAGUCAACUUUACAGAGAGUCCUCUCAAUCAAAACACAUCUGAGUUUGAAUAUUAUGACUACUAUGAGAAUACGGAGCUUGAGAAAUCUCUUAACAUCAUGUCACUCAUAGUGUACACCUUGGCUUUUGUACUCGGAGUGGUAGGCAAUGGCAUUGUGAUUUGGGUAACUGGAUUCAAAAUGAAAAGAACAGUCAACACUGUUUGGUUCUUGAACCUUGCUGUGGCUGACUUCCUCUUCACUGCCUUCCUCCCUCUCAGCGUGGCUUAUACAGCUAUGGGCUUCCACUGGCCUUUUGGCCAGUUCAUGUGUAAAUUCAACAGCACCCUUAGUUUCCUCAACAUGUUUUCAAGUGUGUACAUCCUGGUCGUGAUUAGCAUUGAUCGCUGUGUGUCUGUGGUCCGUCCAAUCUGGGCACAGAAUCAUCGGAAUGUAAGUCGUGCAUCUGUGAUGAGCUUAGCAGUUUGGUUAUUUGCCCUGGUUUUGAGCUCUCCCUACUUUGUCUUCAAGGACACUGCACCAGACCACAGCAAUGAAAACAUAAUUAACUGCUUCAAUAACUUUGCCUUCUCUGAUGACUAUGAAACACCAGAGAUCGUGGCGCUCCGUACGUUACGCCACCGUGCCAUGAUCGUUACCCGUUUCCUCCUAGGCUUUGUGGUGCCUUUUGUAAUUAUUGUCUCUUGCUAUGCAGUUAUCAUCCAUAGUCUCCAAAGAAACUGUUCGAUGUCUGGACGAACUGGACGUCCUUUCAAGAUAAUUGCUGCUGUGAUCACCGCCUUCUUCUUGUGCUGGGCUCCGUACCAUAUCCUAGUCCUCAUUGAGAUGGUAAACCACAUGGCAACUAAAUUCAGCCCCACCCUACAGUAUGUCACUACUGUUGGAAUUCCCGUUGCAACCAGUUUGGCUUUCCUAAACAGCUGCCUAAACCCUUUGUUGUAUGUUUUCAUGGGACAAGACUUUAAAGACAAAGUGCGUAAGUCUGUCCUGAAGGUCUUGGAAACAGCUUUCACAGAAGAAGUUUCACGCACAAAUACCUGCACACAUUCAAUGCACAUCAUUCGAAACAAAGAGCAAGGAAGUAAGUCCUUCUCUGAUGCUGAAGUAUAACAAAGAGACAUGAGGCACCAUGUCUAAGGGAGGACAUUAAAGUGACUGGUCAGUCAAUUUGACACAUGGGUAACUGGAAGAUCCUGGAUCAAAAGAACUUUCAGUUAGUUUAAAGCUAUACAUAAAAACACUGCCUUGCAACUGUGUGUGUGUGUGGGGGGGGGGGUUAGGUUGCAAACUGGUAAUUACAAGGGUAUUAUGCUAUAAAUGUGGUUUAUGAGGACAUUUCUAGUGUCCCCAUAAUUCAAAUUGCUUAAAAACAUACUAAACGAUGUUUUAUUGAAAAUGUAAAAAUGCAGAAAGUUUUUUGUGAGGGUCAGGUUUAGGUGUAGGGGUAGGGUUAGAGGAUAGAAUCUAUAGUUCGUACAGUAUAAAAAUCAUUAUAUCUAUGGAGAGGCCUCAUAAUGAUAGCUGCACCAACAUGUGUGUGUGUGUGUGUGUGUGUGUGUGUGUGUGUGUGUGUGUGUGUGUGUGUGUCAUUAAUGAAAUACCUAUUAAGUGUUGUGGAAAACUUUGUAUUGAUUUGUAUAAAUGUAAAUUUGUGAUUUUAUUGAGGGCCUUAAUCAGCAGUGUAAUAGAAUGAAGUUUUUCAAGCAUUGAACAUGUCGGGAGAGCAGUUUCUUAUGCAAUUUCUGUAUAACUAAUUUUUUUUUUUUUUAAAUAUUUCAUAAAGUUACAUCUCUGUCAUGUCAGGUUUAUCCAAAAACAUAAAAUUAAUUAAACUUACCAGUUUAGCUAAUUAAACUCAUCUCAUCACAUUUUUAAUAAGGUGUGGAUCUCUCUGUAUCUGUACAAUCAUGUGUCAAUAUCAUU
Myxocyprinus asiaticus (Chinese sucker) is the source of this 2044-nucleotide messenger RNA. Its product is annotated as chemerin-like receptor 1. Gene Ontology annotation, molecular function: G protein-coupled receptor activity; complement receptor activity. Gene Ontology annotation, cellular component: plasma membrane. Lineage: Eukaryota; Metazoa; Chordata; Actinopteri; Cypriniformes; Catostomidae. The transcript has 2 exons. The record is from RefSeq and is a predicted model, not a curated record. The coding region runs from base 116 to 1231 and encodes 371 amino acids. Gene Ontology annotation, biological process: positive regulation of cytosolic calcium ion concentration; inflammatory response; phospholipase C-activating G protein-coupled receptor signaling pathway.